This is a messenger RNA of Carlito syrichta (Philippine tarsier), 1351 nucleotides long. Its product is annotated as glycine receptor subunit alpha-2. The transcript is spliced from 9 exons. Gene Ontology annotation, molecular function: transmitter-gated monoatomic ion channel activity; glycine binding; chloride channel activity. Gene Ontology annotation, cellular component: plasma membrane; synapse; neuron projection. The coding region runs from base 230 to 1351 and encodes 373 amino acids. NCBI's taxonomy places the organism in Eukaryota, Metazoa, Chordata, Mammalia, Primates, Tarsiidae. The record is from RefSeq and is a predicted model, not a curated record. Gene Ontology annotation, biological process: chloride transmembrane transport; signal transduction; nervous system process.
GUCAUCGUAUCCCCUUCAGGACCCCCUCGCUGAACGGCCAGUCACUCUUUGCCUUUGAGCAGCAGGCAUGUCCCCUCUUGAAUGCCUCUCCCCGACCCCCGCCCCAAGCGACUGAAAAAGGAAACAUGCGCACUUCAGAGCUAGGAGCUGUCCGAGUGCUGAAAUUUAUAGGCUGGAGUCUUUCUGGAAUCAUUUCGGGAUAUUUUCCACAAGCAUCACAGAUACAGGAAUGAACCGGCAGCUAGUGAACAUUUUGACAGCCUUGUUUGCAUUUUUCUUAGAGACAAACCACUUCAGGACGACUUUCUGCAAGGACCAUGACUCCAGGUCAGGAAAACAACCUUCACAGACCCUAUCGCCUUCAGAUUUCUUGGACAAAUUAAUGGGAAGGACAUCAGGAUACGAUGCAAGAAUCAGGCCAAAUUUUAAAGGUCCUCCAGUAAACGUUACUUGCAAUAUUUUUAUCAACAGUUUUGGAUCAGUCACAGAAACCACCAUGGACUACCGAGUGAACAUUUUUCUGAGACAACAGUGGAAUGAUUCACGGUUGGCAUACAGUGAGUACCCAGAUGAUUCCCUGGACUUGGACCCAUCUAUGCUAGACUCCAUUUGGAAACCAGAUUUGUUCUUUGCCAAUGAGAAAGGCGCUAACUUCCAUGAUGUCACCACUGACAACAAAUUGCUGCGGAUUUCAAAAAAUGGCAAAGUGCUCUACAGUAUCAGACUCACCUUGACCUUAUCCUGUCCCAUGGACUUGAAGAACUUUCCAAUGGAUGUCCAGACCUGUACAAUGCAGCUGGAGAGUUUUGGGUACACAAUGAAUGACCUGAUAUUUGAGUGGUUAAGUGAUGGUCCAGUGCAAGUUGCUGAAGGAUUGACCCUGCCCCAGUUCAUUUUGAAAGAAGAGAAGGAACUUGGCUACUGCACAAAGCACUACAACACUGGAAAGUUUACCUGCAUUGAAGUCAAGUUUCACCUGGAACGCCAAAUGGGAUAUUAUUUGAUUCAGAUGUACAUCCCCAGCCUGCUGAUAGUCAUUUUAUCAUGGGUCUCCUUCUGGAUAAACAUGGAUGCAGCCCCUGCCAGGGUUGCACUGGGUAUCACCACAGUCUUAACAAUGACCACCCAGAGUUCAGGCUCCAGGGCAUCUCUGCCAAAGGUCUCCUAUGUAAAAGCGAUUGACAUCUGGAUGGCGGUGUGCCUUCUGUUUGUGUUUGCUGCCUUACUGGAAUAUGCAGCGGUGAACUUUGUCUCCAGGCAACACAAAGAGUUCCUGCGCCUCCGAAGAAGACAGAAGAGGCAGAAUAAGGUACAGUUGGCCCUCAGUGCAGACAAAGUCAUUAGAGCUUGA